This is a messenger RNA of Scedosporium apiospermum, 1746 nucleotides long. RefSeq names its product BZIP transcription factor. The transcript has 2 exons. Gene Ontology annotation, molecular function: DNA-binding transcription factor activity. The coding region runs from base 1 to 1746 and encodes 581 amino acids. The record is from RefSeq and is a predicted model, not a curated record. Gene Ontology annotation, biological process: regulation of DNA-templated transcription. Lineage: Eukaryota; Fungi; Ascomycota; Sordariomycetes; Microascales; Microascaceae.
AUGUCGGCAUCUAGCCAACCCGACGGCCUCGACAGCCUUUUCGACUUCGCCGAGUACGAGAAUGUCUCGACUUACCAGUCUCCCUCUCUAUCUCCCGCUGCUUCCAACAAGAAUCCCGCUUUCGUGAGGCCGAUGCCUCAAGUUCAGACUCCCAACAUCUCCUCGACACCUCAACCCCUCACGAGGCCGAGCCAUCAAUAUGAGCUGUACAAGCAACAGACGGGGAUCGUGCCCGGAGCCUUGGCGAGCACCCUCGCUAUCAACCAAAGCAGCCAGGUCGGAGGAUAUACCGGCAUGAACCUAGACUACAUGGGCCUGAGCCCAAAUGAGGAUCUCUUCGAUUUCAACACCGCUCCCUCGCAGGGUUCUCUCGGUGCCUCUGAUAUGGAUAUGGAGUUCGAUCCCUCGACUACGGACCAGCUCUUUUACGACACUGUCAACCCUAAUGCUCUUGCUGAGCAAACAUCCCCCAGCCUCUCCUCCACCUCGAUGAUGACUGCCAACAGCAGUGUCGGCCGUCUUUGGCCCGGCAUGCAUUCCCAGGCUGCUCUCGCCAAGGCCCAAGCUCAACGUCAGCAGCAACAACAACACCAGGUCCAGAGGCAGAACCCUGCCCAAGCCAAGCCUAGGUCGAAGAGUGGCCAGCCCACCGAUCCUAUCGUGGAGCAGAAGAUCACUCAACUCCUGAACUCUAUGCGAGCGAAGCCCUCGUCCACCGAUUCUCCCCAGCAGCAAAUGCCGCUCCUUAACAUUCCCAAGCCUAAGAAGGACGAGGAGGAGAUGGAUGAGGAUGAGAGACUCUUGGCCAGUGAGGAGGGCAAGAAGUUGAGUAGCAAGGAGCGUAGGCAGCUUAGGAAUAAGGUGUCCGCCCGUGCCUUUAGGUCACGGAGAAAGGAGUACAUCUCCCAGCUUGAGAGCGAGAUUGCCAAUAAGGUUACCGAGAACGGUGAUCUUCGUGCCCAGAACCGUGCCCUCAUGGAGGAGAACAAGCGUCUCAGCGACCUCACUCACAUGCUCCUCUCGUCGCCCUCGUUCUCCGACUUUCUUGACCAACUAAGCACCAACCCCGCCUCUCUUCCCCAAGCCACCCCCCAGCUCCAGCCCCAGCAGCCUGCCCAGCAACAGCCGCAACAACAGCAGCAGCAAGAGCGCCGCCAGAUUCCCAAGGAUGUCAACCCGUAUGCUCAGCUCCAGCAGCAGCAGCGAAUUGGAUUGACCAUGAUUCCCGAACAGCCCAUGGACCUAUCCAUGCUCAGCCUUGAGAGCGAUGCCACCUUCAACUUCCAGCCUCAAGUCUUUGCCCUUCUUGAGACCCCUGAGAUGCCCGCCUCAAUCGAUGCCAGUAUCCUUUCCGGCAAGAAAUCCAAUUUUGUCGGGGAACAGUUCGAUUCUGAGGAGGACAAGGUGCAGGCUCCUGUCAUUGAGCGCCCUGUGCUAGAGAAGCCUCUUGCCCCUGCCGCCCCUGAGACCCUCCCCUUGGACCCUGAGUUCGAGUCCAAUCCUGAUUUUGCUCUCUACCACUCGACCCCUGCCACAGAAACAUCCACCGGGACUGAAACUGAAGAGUCUUGGAGGGUAGAUAUCUUCGGUGGCAUCGAGCCUGAGAAGGUGCUCGCUCGCUACGAGUUGGUAGAUGCGUCUGAGGAGGAGCAAAACGCCAUCGUCGCCAUGGCCCGUGUGCAACGGAUAUCUGACAUGUUAGAGUCGACCUGGGAGAGGAUAACCCAACUCACGGAGGACUUUUAA